This is a messenger RNA of Maylandia zebra (zebra mbuna), 747 nucleotides long. RefSeq names its product cytochrome b-c1 complex subunit 6, mitochondrial. Gene Ontology annotation, cellular component: respiratory chain complex III. Lineage: Eukaryota; Metazoa; Chordata; Actinopteri; Cichliformes; Cichlidae. The record is from RefSeq and is a predicted model, not a curated record. Gene Ontology annotation, biological process: mitochondrial electron transport, ubiquinol to cytochrome c.
CUAGUAGUUUCCGGCGUGUGACCGACCUCGCGUCCUCGAACAGAAGUAGUGAAACCGAGGAGUUUCAGCUUUCUGAGUUUUAUUUUGUAAAAUUGUCAGACAUAACCAUGGUUUUCGAGAAAAAAAUGCUCACACACGGGGACCCCGACGAUGAGGAGGAAGAUGCCCCUGCUGAGGAGGAGGAGGAGGAAGAAGAGGAGGAAGAGUUGGUGGAUCCUCUAGAAGCGAUAAGAGCCAAGUGUGAGGAGACUGAACACUGUGUGCACUACAAGGAGCGUCUGGAGCUCUGUGAAACCCGGGUCAGUUCAAGGUCCAACACUGAUGAGGAGUGUACAGAAGAACUCUUUGACUUCCUGCAUGCGCGGGACCAUUGUGUCGCACACAAGCUGUUCCACAAUGUGAAAUGACAACCCGUCCAGUAGACCCGAUAUAAUUUCUGAUAAUGUAAAAUAAUCUACAAAUGAAGCCUGUUGUUGUUCUCCUGAAUUCCCUUUGACUACGUUCCUGACACCUGUUUGUAUGCAGUGCAUACUAAUAUAGCUGAUAGCAGUAUCGACAUCAAGAGUCACUAAUAACAUAUUGGAGCAUACACUUUAAAAAUUUGUGUCAAGAAGGGAUUGGCUGUAAUGAAAAUGUGAUGAGGUGGAAUGUUGGAGCAAAUAUGCUGCUACAGUAAUGGAAACCGGCUCAGGUUUGGUCAUGACUUCACUCUGCUGACCAGAAAAUAAAGGUUGUCUUUGGAUUCCA